Molecule: messenger RNA, 5973 nt
Organism: Trichosporon asahii var. asahii CBS 2479
Lineage: Eukaryota; Fungi; Basidiomycota; Tremellomycetes; Trichosporonales; Trichosporonaceae
Exons: 6
Coding region: 1-5973 (1990 amino acids)
Source: RefSeq, a predicted model, not a curated record
AUGAGCACCCACCACCGGCAGAAGCGUGGGCGACGAGGGGGUCCUGGCCAUCGACCCGACCACCGUCCUCCCGGGCUGGUGAGCGGGUUAGCCGAGCAGCCCGGGCAGCCGCUGCCGUCGCCCCGCGUGUCCAUGUCGUUCAACACGCAGCCCGGUCAUCCGUUUGCGCCUCCCCCGUUCAGACCGGGGGCGCACACCCGCCAAGAGUCGAGCUUCCAGUCGCACGCCUUUCCUCUCCCAGGCAUGUAUCCGUGGUCCACUCCGCCUAUCCCCUCGACCCCAGUCAAGCCUAGCCCCUUGGGAAACAACUCGACCACUGCUUCUGCUUCUGCCUCCAAGUUUGGUCCUGCUCCAUAUCAACCCCAAGGCAACGGCAACGAGCCUCGAGGAUCAGUCCACCAGCGCAGUCCCCCCACCCACUCGCAAGAGUUACCUACAAAACGCCAGCGACACCGCCAGGUAGAGAACGGUAUAGGUUUGGGACGCCCUUCCAGGCUCUCCAUCUCGGUGACCGCCAGCCAGGCGGCCAAGGCUGCUAGGAGCGCUACGGCUCCAGGCGGUUCUGCGGUCCCAGUCCGACAGCCCUUUGGCCCAUCGAACCCCUCGGACGGUCCUCCGCCCUUCGCCAACGGUGCACGGAGAACCUGGGCUCUCGACCCCUCAGCUCGCGCCACUCUCGGUCACUUCCCGCACUCGUCGCUGUCGCUUCCUCUGUCCGGCCAGCCGCUUCCACGACACGGAGCAAGACAGUCCGUGUCAAAUCCCGGUGGCGCAUUCUUCGGACCGAGGAAAACGCACACAUCACACCUUUCACGGUCCCACGAGCGAACCCCGAGCAUUCCACACAGGGUUGGACCUCCACCCAAAGCGAUCCUGGGUGGACCGGGCGGUAAGACAUUUGAGGAGCUCCGUGUCCCAUCACCUGCUCGCCCUGCACCUGCACCCUCUAGCCCAACCGCGGCCGCUUCUUCCGACCUUCCACGUCCAUCUUCACCGUCGGCAGCUCCCAACGGUGACACCAUCAGCAGCCCCCCGAAGCCGACAGCCAAGGAGCCCUUUGAUGUCAAGCACGGCGGGACGACGGUGCGUGUGGCGCUGCCCCCUGACGUCUACGACCCGCCCGACACACCUUUGGAAGAAGUUGCCGAAGACUCUGAGGAGGCGGACGGUGCUGAGCUUGCUGAAGACGAUACUACUGUGACGCAGGACGGCGAAGCUGAGGUCAAGGAACUGGACGCUGCGUCUGACUCGGUACUUGCAGCGGACGAGAAAUCUGGAGAGGACGGAGAACCAGGUCAAGAUACCGAGACUGGUGAAGAGGCGAAGGACCCUGGCUCCGACGACAACGCCAAAGAGGCCACCGAGACAACUGAGACUAUCGAGAAGCCCGUCCGGCCCUCGAAGCCGCCUCGGAAGGAGGCAUUCCCGUGGCCUGAGCGAAAGGUUGCCUCGCCCAAGAGUAUCCCUCUGCCGCCGUCGCCUCUCGACGAGGAGCUCGAAUUGAGCGACAUUGAGAACUGGGUCGCGCACGACACUCCCCACGGCUCCAUCGAUAUCACGUCGUCUUGGAACGGCAAGGCCGUCAAGGUGUCGAUGCCACCGGCAUUGAGGGCCAAGAGUAUGUCUCCGGGUUCGACGGAGCCCUCAGCUCUGUACGAGGAUGCCGUGGACCAGGUCGAGCUGGCGCUGGACGUGGAGAUGCGCGAAGCGACUCCUCCUGAGAGCGACGAAUCCGCCGAGCCGGCCGAUCCUGGCACCGCACGUUCCCUCCCGACGCACCUGAGGAGCGAAUCGAUGCAGAGCAACGCCACCGCCACGGGCUCAGACGCAGACAGCAGUACGAUGCCUUCGCAGUCCCAGCGCCGCCACACGAAUCUCAGCCUCAGCAGCAACCCCUUCUUACAGCGCUCGUUAGGCGGCAUCCUGCGCGGCGACGGGCGCGAGAACCGCUCCAAUGCCCCGUCCCCCGUCAGUGCAGCGUUCCCGCAGCGUGGAGAGCUGCCCGACUGGUAUCACGACCCGACGAUGCAGAACACGCCCUCGCCCAGCCAGUCCAACUUUAUCGGCUCGCAGGGAUUCCCACAGGACGGGUUCCCGCAGCAGGGCUUCUUGCCCGACUGGCCCACGGACAUGCUGCCAAAGGCGGAGGUGGUUGGAGGGAAGGAGGCAAGUCCAGAGCCCGAUGCUUCAGAGGAGGGAGAGGGCUGGGGCACGCCACAGUCUACACCUGGCAAGGAGCACGGACACUCUGCAACGAAGACAGAGACAGAAAUUUCCGAGUCACUCUGGCCAUCGACGUCGGCGUCAAAGGCUGACGAGGAGCCGUCCGCAUCUCCGACCUCGACUGCGUCGACCGCUGACGACAUUGUUGUCUCUGUCCAGGUGACGAGUGGCCCUCCGAAGGAGCCGUCCGCAAACACGGAUGAUCGUACCGUCACUGAGGAAAAGGAUCUCAUCAAGCUUGACUCGGACACCCCCAGCUCCGACACCAAGACCCGCGAAAGGCCUCGGCCCAAGGUCGCCACUGGCUUCUUGCAGCGCCAGCUGCAGAGUAUCAUGCGGUCGGACAAGUCCAAGGCGAAGCCGCCCCCUGCUCCCACUGCUCCUGCUCCCACACAGGAGGCUGAGGCGUCGACCUCUCCAGACGUUCCGCCGACGCCCCCGCCCACUCAGGAGUAUAACGCUGGCUUGGAGCAGACCUCUGCGAAAGAGGAACGUGAGAAGAUCGACGACCGUCAGGGAUCCGACUCAGACUCGGAGAACAAUGACGGAGGUGAUGAGAGCUACAGCCUCGAUGGCAGCGACGGUGAGGAGGACUUCGUUGACAGCCCAUCCAGCCCGUUCAAACCCUCUGAUGGGCAGGACGGAGAAAUGAACGGAGACGACGCACCGCGCCACAACAACCCGAGCUUUAAGAGUCUCUCGCCCAUCGGCAAGCUGAAGCCGAGUGCCUCUGUCUUCGUCCCCAGAGCUGUCGUUACUUCUCCCCCGCGGAUGAUGCCCAAGGUUGAGGCGCCGCAGCCUGAGCAGCGACCACCUUCUGUCACUUCGUCCGCCUUCACAUUCGGCUACCCAUCGACCGUUGAGCACCGCAAGCUCUCGCUGGCCUCAACCGCCAGCCCGCGAAACCCAUCCAAGGUGCUGGCCUCGCUCCCUAUUCUGCAGCCCUCUGCCCCGGCGUUCAAGCCAACGGCGCCUGCCUUCCAGCCCAGCGCUCCCGUCUUCCAGCCAGGUGCACCUGCGUUCCAGCCGAGUGCGUCCGUCUUCCAACCAGGGGCGCCCGUCUUCCAGCCCGCCGGCACCGGCUUUGGCGCGUCUAAUCCCCAGACCGCCGGAACUGGUGGCGCCCUCGGCCUCUUCACCUUCACUCACAACCUGCGUCCAACUGCCGCCGAGUUCCGCCCCAACGGUGUUCGCCUGGGAGCCUCGCCUCUGCGCCAGAACGCGUCUCUUAAGCCCCACCCUCCCGAGCUCGACUUGUCAAAGGCGGACCCGACCUCGAAGCCCUUCGAGCUCGGCAGCGCCUUCUUCCCUAGCAAUGAGGGCAAGCUGGAGUUUGGCAACGGCGAGGUGUCCCUUCUCAUGCGCGAAAAGCGGCCGGUCAAGAUCGAGCGCCCCGAGCCGCCUGCUGCACUGCUCCCUCGUAGGGACCCCGCGUCGCCCAGGCAACUCAGCCAACGAGAACGUGAUUCGAUGUCCGAGGCUGCCGUCUCUGACGAAGAUCGCGAGUCGCCCCGCCGCCGCAAGCACACCGCUAAGAGGUCGUCGCAGAACUCGUACCUCCCGAAAGCGGCCAACUUCCCGAAGACCCCGGCUUCGCCUGAGAAGAAGGACGACGUCAACAUCUACCCGUCGCAGCCUAUCAAAGCCCCCGCUCGUGCUGAGCCAGACACGCCGUCCGCGUCGACCCACCAGAAGCGGCCCAGCCUGAACCCGACAGCUAAGCCGUUCGUCUUCGGUCAGGGCUCUUUCUCCUCGCCCGCCUCAACGCAGCUGCCUGACGGCAAUGGCUUCUCGGGAGCGAGCAAGCGCGCCGCAGGUGCCGGGGUUCAGGUCGCCGACGCGUCGCGGUUCCGCUCGUGGGUCUUCCCAACCUCGGCUAGCAACUCGUCAGCCGCCAAGUCAACGCAAAAGCGGCGUCACUCGGACUCCGACCACAGCCGGAGCAGCAGUGGCGGCUACGAUGACCGAUCGUCGGCCGCCGACAUGCACGGUCUGGAUACUGCGGCCGUCGAAGCGAUGCAGCGUGACAUGGACGGCGGCGACUGGUCCGACUGGCCGGGCAGCCCGCCCAGGAUGAGCCAGCUGCGUCCUGUUCAGACUGGCGAGUCUGUCGAGUUCCCGCUGCGACGCGAUUCGGGACAGGCGAUCGAGGUCAUUAAGCCGACGAACGACACGUCGUCGUCCAACUCGCCUCUGUCGACGGCGUCUGACGUCGCCAUAGAGCAGGGUCUCGCUGCUGAGAUCCUCGACAAGCUCGACUCGCUCGAGCAGCAACUCGCAUCCGUGAAGGAGGAGAAUGAGCGUCUUCUUGAGGAGGCGUUCGAUCGUGUCGAUGUCGCGCACGAGUCGAGUGCGCUGACAACAGACAACCUGCCGACCUCGACCCGGGCAUUAGAGAACGUCGCAGCCGUCCUGACAUCGCACAGCACGCUGCUGAAGGAGAUCCAGACGGCGAUCAACGACAACCUGAUCGCGGAUGAGGGCAGCUCGCGUGACUCAUCGCAGUCCUCCGUCGCGGAAGGCGACACGACUCUCGUCAACACCAACACGCUGAACACGACCGCAAUCCAAGAGCUCCUAACUUCUCUGCAAGCGGGGCAGAAGGCGAUGAUGGACAAGAUCAGCCUUUCCGCGCAGAGCGCGACGAUCGCCGAGCUGCGCGAGGUGAAGGCGGCUCUUCUGGACCUGCGCGCGCGAGAAGCCGAGGCUGACGACGCAAAGGCGAAAGAGAUUGCAGAACUGAAGGCCAUCCUGAAGGAGGAGCGGUCCCGGCGCGAGCUGGCAGACAGCAAGGCAGCCGUGCUCAAGUCGCAGGUCGAGACGCUCCGCCAGCGCCGCGACUCGACCGAGGACGCGUGGCGCACCUCGCUCCUCACCGAGGUCACGACGGCGAGCGCAAAGGUCAAGAUCAUCCAGGCGUCUGAGACUGAGGCGCAGCAGGAGCUCGUCUCCCUGCGACAGGAACUGAGCAAGCAGAGCGAGCUUCUCAAGGCUAUGAAGGAGGAGACAGCGAAGCAGAGACACGACGACGCGACUCUGCUGCAGAAGGAGAUGGCGUCGUUCCACUCGUCCUUCUUUGAGCGGCUCGACAGUCUCACUAUUUCUGGCGACCCGAAGCGCGUACAGGUGCUCGAAGCAGAACUCUCUGCGGCCAAGGAAGAGGAGGAGACCUGCACCCUCCGCGUCGAACUCGCGGAGGCGAAGGCGAGCAUAGCCCUGGAGCGCGAGAAGGGUCUCCGUGCGGGCGAGAACCACGCUACCGAAGCACGCACGCUCGACCUGCAGCUCAAGGCCGAGAAGGCGCGCGGCUCCUACCUCGAGAGCAAGGUACAGAAGACGACCGCAGAGCUGGCAGCCCUCACGCAAAACCUGGACGUGUGGCGCAGUGCCGCUCUCGAACAGCGCCUGCGCGCAGAGCAAGGCGCCGUCCACAUCGCGGCCAUGCAGCAGGAGAACUUCCACUGGCGCGAGUUUGCACUCGGCGCAGACAGGCAUAGGCUGGAGCAAUGGCUGUCCACGCGGCCGUUCGAGGGUCUCGACCACCUCACGGUCGCAAAGGCGGCGCCGAGCGUCGUGUCCAGCGAUACGCCUACGCCAAGGGCGCCGGCAAAGACCGCGCUUCCAGCCAAGGCUGGUGUCGCACCCCCCGUGCCGAGUAAGCAGGAUGGGCCACCCGUUCCUCCGAAAGGAGCAGUGACGCCCAAGGCUACCCCGAGAGCCGCACCGAGGAUUGUGGAACCCUCCGCGUGA